Condylostylus longicornis is the source of this 1203-nucleotide messenger RNA. RefSeq lists its product as uncharacterized. Bases 1 to 1203 code for a protein of 400 amino acids. The record is from RefSeq and is a predicted model, not a curated record. The transcript has a single exon. Lineage: Eukaryota; Metazoa; Arthropoda; Insecta; Diptera; Dolichopodidae.
AUGGAUAAUCUAUUUUUAAAUCCUGCAAUCGAUGAGAGUACAACAAGUGCGCACUGGCAUACAUAUUCACCAUUUUUGAAUUCAUUUAAUAAAAGCGAUAUUAUACGCAUACAGAUACAAAAUCAAAAUUUAAACAUUUUACCUUCUACUAGUUUACUUUAUAUUGAAGGUACUAUUACAAGAGCUGAUGGUACUGAAACAACUAAAACAAAACUUAUAAAUAAUGCUAUUGCAUUUUUAUUUGAUGAGAUACGGUAUGAGUUAAAUGGGAAAGAAAUUGAUAACAAUAGAAAUGUGGGUAUAACAUCAUGCUUAAAAUAUUACAUUUCAUUAAACAAAAAUGAGAGUCAAGCACUUAUUAAUGGUAGCUGGUCACCUGAACAACCAAUUCAACCACAAACUUUAUUUUUUAAUUAUUGUAUUCCGUUAAGAAGACUUUUAGGAUUUGCGGAGGACUACAAAAAUAUUGUGCCGAAUGCAAGACAUGAAAUAAUUUUAACACGUUCAAGAUCUGAUGAUAAUUCCUUUCUUUGCUCUGAUGUCAAUGAGAAACCGAAAAUUCAACUGACCAAAGUGCAAUGGAGAGUACAGCACAUCAAUUUAACUGAUACGCUGAAAUUGAACUUGUAUAGGAAUAUUACAAAUAAAGCAAAAAUAAUGCUAGCUUUCAGAAAUUGGGAAUUGUAUGAAUAUCCAUCGUUACCACAAAAUAGUAAUCAUCAUAUUUGGAAUGUAAAAACAACAACUCAAUUGGAAAAACCACGUUACAUUAUUUUUGCUUUGCAAACAGAUAAACUUGACCAAGUAACGAAGGAUCCAUCAAAAUUUGAUCAUUGUAAUAUAACUGAUCUAAAAGUUUACCUAAAUUCAGAAUGCUAUCCGUAUGAAGACAUGAAUUUAUUUUUUGAAAGAAAUCGUUACGGUAUUGCUUAUGAUGAGUACACAAGGUUUCGAAGUAGUUAUUACAAUUACCCUAUAUCUAAAGCUUUAUUAACAUUAAAGGAAUUUAAAGAAAAAGCUAUGAUUUUGAUAAUAGAUACUCGUUAUCAAAAUGAAAAUCUAAAAAUGGGACCGGUUGAUGUUCGAAUUGAAAUGAAAAGUUCAGCUGCAAUACCCGAUAAAACAACGGCUUAUUGUCUUAUGCUGCACGAUAGAUUAGUAGAAUUCACACCUUUGACCGGUGAAGUUAAUAAAAUCGUUUAA